AUACAACAAACAUGUAUAGGAUAUCGCGGAACUACGGGAGGCAGUGGAUCGAGUGACACUGUGAUAUUUGCAGUAAUUGUAAAAUGAAACGGCAUGUUCUAUCUGAUGCAAUUCCUUAGCGGACUUCUUUUGCUGCUUCUCUCGAUACCACUGAGCAAUGGUGUGGAUUACACGUAUGAAAUCGACUGCAGUAACCUACGAAUGGGACAGUACAUCUGUCCUCAUCCCGAUUAUGAUUUCAUAGAUCCGAAAACGCAACAGCCCAAAGGUUGUACGAAGGAAAAUAAAGCCAAAGUGUUAUGUUUGGCUGCAGAUGGCCUCAUUUGUACAGAAACAAAGAAUAAUACAUUCAAGAAGGACAUUCCCUGUAAAUGGACAAAUGGAUAUUCCUUUGAAACAUCACUGUUACUCUCUAUAUUUCUUGGCAUGUUUGGGGCAGAUAGAUUUUACCUAGGGUAUCCAGCAUUAGGCUUCCUAAAGCUGAGUACUUUAGGAUUUCUCUUUCUUGGCCAGUUUGCUGAUGUAAUUCUUAUAGCAACACAAGUUGUAGGACCUGCGGAUGGUUCACAUUAUGUGAUGCCAUAUUAUGGUGCAGGAAUUCAUAUUGUGACAAGUAAUAACUUUACAUACCGAGUGCCACAAUAUGAUUGCUGAACAAUAUCUACACAUAAGGAAAACAAUGAUCAGUCGAAAAAAUUGUACAGCCCCUGCUUCAAUCACGA
Messenger RNA from Habropoda laboriosa, 722 nucleotides. It is a transcript of the gene bisc, whose product is annotated as TM2 domain-containing protein CG10795. NCBI's taxonomy places the organism in Eukaryota, Metazoa, Arthropoda, Insecta, Hymenoptera, Apidae. The transcript has 3 exons. Bases 94 to 654 code for a protein of 186 amino acids. The record is from RefSeq and is a predicted model, not a curated record.